GACCCAUUUUUUUUCGUUACGUUUAAUCUGAGUUGAAAGAUGUCUGCGGGACGGUAGUGGAGUGGUUGAGUCAGUUUUGCUUUAGCUAGUUUUUCUUUUUUACUUUUUAUUUUCGUUUUAUUUCGCUCGAUGGGGUUCGAAUCUAUUAUUAGAAAGGUGCUGGCGGCGCACGAUGAAACUCCGGAGUCAGCAUGACAGGAGAGGUUCUAUCGAGUCCAGAACACUGCCGAUACUGAAAGAAUCGUCCACUGUAAUGCAGACUAACCCAAACGAGCUUAACAUUCAGGCGGGCAAUGGCUUAUCUCUAACCCUCCAAGCGGAGCCGCUAACCAGCCCCGGGUCCUCGCAGCCUGAAGAGGUGCACAUUCCCAUCUCCUGUGCCCACGGAGAGCCCAGCGGGAGGCCGGCGAACCGGCGACCCAGGACCGCCGCUCACGGCCACGGCCACUCCCACGGCCACGGCCGCCCCCACUCGCGCAGCGAGCUCGAACCCGAGUCGGGGGAUUCCGAUCCGGAACCCGGGGAGCCCAGUAGUUCCCUUUCGGAGCUGCGCUACCUCUUCCGAUGGGUCCAGAAAAGCCUCCCUUUUAUCGUCAUCGUGUGUGCCAAACUAGUUAUUCAGCACGCCCUGGGUAUAGCUGUAGGCGUUGGGUUGCUGACAACCUUUCUGUAUGCAAAUAAAAUCAUUCAGAACCAAGUCUUUUUGCAGGAGCGCCGUUCCACACUGGAGUGUGCAUGGCUGCUGUUCUUCCUGACAGCUUCGAGCCUUCUUCUGUAUUACACGUUCCAGGCCGAGACCCUUUACUACUGCUUAAUCUUUGUCAAUCCUGGCAUUGAAUCCCUGGGGUUCUGGGAUGUUUUAUGGGCCGUAGGAGUAACGAACUUCAUGUUGAAGUUCAUAUUCAUGGGACUGAAGUGCCUUAUUCUGUUCUUGCCAUUCAGCCUUCUGGCUUUCAGAUCGCGGGGCCGGUGGUACAUGCUGACAGAGGAGAUGGGCCAGGUUUACCAGACAGUGGUUCCUGUCCCUAUGUGGUUCCGUUACCUGAUCACCUAUCAGGAAGUGGACGGCUCGACAGGAUUGACACUGGGGAUAUUUCUAGCCUUGGUCUACCUCAUACUGAAGCUCCUUGGACUAUACGGCCAGUGGGAAUCAUUUCAUAAGAUGCUCCGGAUCUUUUUCAGCGAGGAGCACCACGGAGCAGCGGCCACGAAGAGCCAGUGCAGCGAGGCGGGGGACGCCUGUCCGAUCUGCCAGGCCGAGUUCAGGCAGCCGCGGGUCCUGCUCUGCCAGCACAUUUUCUGCGAUGAAUGCAUUUCGCUGUGGUUUAAUCGUGAGAAGACCUGCCCAUUGUGUCGGACUGUGAUCACCGAUAAAGUCCACAAGUGGAAAGAUGGUGCAACAUCCCCUUAUUUACAGAUCUACUGAUGGACUUGAACGCAAAAGGGUUAAGAAAAUUAGCAUGUAUAUAGCACAAGGAGUCAGCAGGGGGCAAGGCCACACAAUCUGGGGGAUAUUUCAUCUGUGUUGUUGUCAUAGGUCUUCGGAAUCUGAAUGGGACCAUCAUGUAAGUGGGGGAAAAAAAUUCUGACUUUAAUUUCUUGGGGCUUGUACCAGCCUUAAAAAAACUCUUAGAUUGGUGCUGCUUUUUCUUCAAGUGUAGAUUUCAGUAUCCCCAUCUAGAAAGGACAAAAUGGGACUUUUUCUUUCUGCAGGCAUGUGGACUUUGCAUUCACCUUUCACAUUUCAAUUCUGCUGUACUUCACAUGGAUGAUUAGGGAUUUAAGUUUUUUUUUUU
Messenger RNA from Lepisosteus oculatus (spotted gar), 1796 nucleotides. RefSeq names its product ring finger protein, transmembrane 1 (gene rnft1). Gene Ontology annotation, biological process: positive regulation of ERAD pathway. The record is from RefSeq and is a predicted model, not a curated record. Lineage: Eukaryota; Metazoa; Chordata; Actinopteri; Semionotiformes; Lepisosteidae. Gene Ontology annotation, cellular component: endoplasmic reticulum. Gene Ontology annotation, molecular function: ubiquitin protein ligase activity.